Messenger RNA from Trichoderma harzianum CBS 226.95, 2409 nucleotides. RefSeq lists its product as hypothetical. The coding region runs from base 1 to 2409 and encodes 802 amino acids. The record is from RefSeq and is a predicted model, not a curated record. Gene Ontology annotation, molecular function: metalloendopeptidase activity. Gene Ontology annotation, biological process: proteolysis. The transcript is spliced from 2 exons. NCBI's taxonomy places the organism in Eukaryota, Fungi, Ascomycota, Sordariomycetes, Hypocreales, Hypocreaceae.
AUGGUUGCGCUCCGGCCUCUUCUGGCCGCUUUUGCUAGCACUGCCUUGUUAGCCCAGUCCGCGAUAGCGCAUUCGUUGAAGAGAAGUCCUCUCAACUACGUGUCUGUCAUUGACAAUGUCAAGAUCCACACACCUGCCGGUCGAGUUCAUUCGCAUUCCGACUUUGACCUGACCUUCUCCUUCAACGGGGGAGAAGAGAAAGUCCGACUAUCGCUUCACCCGAACCACGACAUCCUCCACGAUGACUUUGAGGUGACGUUUCUCGACUCGGAAGGAAAGGUCAAGUCGAGAGAAAAGGUGGAACGUUCCGAGCACAAGGUCUACCGAGGCGACGCCUUUGUUGAACGUCCUGGCGAAGAUGGCUGGUCCCUCGGUGGAUGGGCGAGGAUAACGAUGCACCGCGAUGGUAAACAUCCGGUAUUUGACGGCUCUUUCCGCAUUGACGGCGAUAACCACCACAUCCAUACUGGCUCCAAGUACAACAGCCUCAAGACCGAAGACGAUCCCCUCCCUUCAGACUGGGAGGAGAUACAUGAUCACGAUGAAGUCAUGGUUAUAUGGCGUGACUCUGAUGUUCAAGGCUCCCAGAGUCGCGAAGACCUGAAGCGCGACGUCUCGAAGCCGUCAGACUGCAUCUCAGACUCGCUAAACUUUAACAACCAGUUUGACCUGGAGCUGAGGCGAUCAACUGGGCUUCGAGGGAUUGACCCGAGAAGCCUGUUCGGCCGCCAAAUCGAUGGAGGCUCCGGUGGUAGUGGCCAGGAUCUCAUUGCGAGUAUUGGAGAUACAGCUGGAUGCCCCACUACCAAGAAGGUUGCGUUGGUCGGGAUUGCUACUGACUGUACUUAUUGGAACGGCUUCAACUCUUCCGAGGAUCUUAGGAGAAACGUCAUCGGCAUAGUUAACCAAGCCUCCCAAGUCUAUGAAAACUCCUUCAAGAUCUCCUUGGGCAUCAGAAACCUGACGGUCCUCGACCGUGGCUGCCCAGGCGCACCCUCCACUGCCACACCCUGGAACGUGGAUUGCCAGGCCAACACCACCAUUAGCGACCGGCUGAACCUCUUCUCUGCCUGGCGCGGUAGAUCUCUCGAUGGUAAUGCCUACUGGACUCUGUUGACUACGUGUCCCACAGACUCGGCUGUUGGGUUAGCCUGGAGGAGCCAGGUAUGCCGUCAGGGGUCGGGGACCAGUUCGGACGGGCAAGGGAACAACGAGACCGUCGCUGGCGCCAAUGUCGUCGUGCGAACUUCGACAGAAUGGCAAGUGUUUGCCCACGAGUCGGGACACACUUUUGGAGCCGUCCAUGACUGUACAAGCUCUGCUUGCCCCGUAAGCCAAACAUCACAAUCGUGCUGUCCGCUCAGUGCCAGCACCUGUGAUGCUGGGGGUCGGUACAUCAUGAACCCUUCCACUGGCACCGGCAUCACCCAGUUUUCCCCAUGCAGCAUCGGCAACAUCUGUUCCAGCCUCAAAGCUGCAUCUCUGUCAAGCUGCCUAACAGAUAACAGGAACGUCCCAACCAUUACAGGUAGUCAGUGUGGCAACGGUAUUGUCGAAGAAGGCGAAGAAUGCGACUGUGGUGGCACUCAGGGCUGCCAGAACAACACAUGCUGCAACCCCACGACUUGCAGGUUUAGGAACAACGCCGUAUGCGACCCGUCCAACGAAGACUGCUGCACCGACCAGUGCCAAUUCGCAAACUCGACAACGGUAUGCCGUCCCAGCACUGGCGAGUGCGACAUUCAGGAGACGUGUCCAGGCACCGCAGCCAGGUGUCCUGACGACCAGCACAGGGCAGAUGGCGACACUUGUGGCAGCGGUAACGGUCUCCAGUGCGCUUCGGGCCAGUGUACAUCUCGCGAUAGGCAGUGCCAGGCCGCCGUUGGUACCACGGCCGACAAUAGCUCGACGACUGCAUGCCCUGAUACACGAGACAGCUGCACUGUUUCCUGCUCGAACGGACAAUCUACUUUUGGGCAGCGUCAAUGCCUCUUGUUUGGCCAGAACUUUAUCGAUGGAACGCCCUGCGGCGCUGGUGGACACUGCUCGAACGGAUCAUGCGAAGGCACCUCGACGUCUCGAGAGAUUAGAGAUUGGAUCGAUAGUCACAAGCAGAUUGUCAUCCCCAUCGCCGUUGUCGUUGGAAUUCUGCUCAUCAUCGUAGUGGCGAGCUGUAUCAUCAGCUGCUGCCGCCGUCGAAGACGCGCAGUGCCCAAGACUUCUUCACCCCCGUCAGCAGCAUGGACGCAGUGGGGAGGCAACCAGAGCCGUGGACCGGGGCAACAGUUUGGCGUAGCCCAACCUCAGUACGAUCCACCGCCGCCGGCCUAUGGCCAACAGCAGCAGCCUCCGGAAUACGGACAGCCGCCGAAUCAGGGGUGGAGGCCGAGAAUAGAGCGGUAUGCCUAA